UUAGUUUAGUAAGUUUUCAUUGCUUGAGCUUGAACGUUGCAAAGUCAAACAACUAAAGAAAAAAUGGGAAAAAUAGUUUUAUACGGUAUCGAACUAAGUCCCCCGGUGAGAACAGUUUUACUUACACUCGAAGCCCUUAAUCUAGACUACGAAUUCAAAGUAGUAAACUUUUUAAACAAAGAACACAGGACCGAGGAAUUUGAGAAGAAGAAUCCCCAACAUACUGUCCCGGUUCUGGAGGACGAUGGACAUUGCCUGUGGGACAGUCAUGCUAUUGCGGCGUAUUUAGUCAACAAAUAUGGAAAAGAUGAUGCUCUCUAUCCGAAGGAUCCUUUGAAACGUGCUGUUGUUGAUCAACGUUUGCAUUUUGAUUCGGGAGUUUUAUUUGCGAAUGCGAGGAACAUUACAGCUCCCCUGUUUAUUAGGAACGUCACUGACGUUCCACAGGAGAAAAUUGAUUUACUCAAUGAGGGAUUGAAUUUCUUGGAGAGCUUUCUGGUUCAUGACUUCAUAGCUGGCGAGACCAUGACAAUAGCGGACUUUAGUAUUUUGUCAACUGUAACAACAUAUGAGGCAGUUGUUCCAAUCGAUGCUGCCAGAACUCCAAAGUUGGUCGCAUGGAUAAAGCGAAUGUCAAAGCUACCGUAUUAUGAGAAGGCAAAUGGCAAGGGCGCUGCAGUUGCCAUAAAACUGUUGAAAGAAAAAUUGGGCAGAAAGUGAAUAUUAUAUUUGAAUGCGUGAUUUAUAAAUAAAAAUAAUUAGUACCUACUUACAAA
Molecule: messenger RNA, 776 nt
Organism: Eupeodes corollae
Lineage: Eukaryota; Metazoa; Arthropoda; Insecta; Diptera; Syrphidae
Product: glutathione S-transferase 1-like
Exons: 1
Coding region: 64-720 (218 amino acids)
Biological process (GO): glutathione metabolic process
Molecular function (GO): glutathione transferase activity
Source: RefSeq, a predicted model, not a curated record